CCUCGGCUUCCACCCCGACAGCCGCCAGCCGCCGGCCGAGCCUCCCUCCUCCACCCCCGCGCCCCGGGUGUAGGGUUACACGCCUCGCCGCGAAGCUCGGGGGAGAGCGCGGUGUUUCCGCAGCUUUGGCUCACGUGGAGCCGCGUCUCACCGCCGCGCUCUCCCCGAAGCCUGGGCUGCGAGCGCCCUCCCGGCGGACGGGGCGACCCGGGCCGGGAGGGGUGAAGUCCGGCGGCACGGAAGGCCGCCCCGCCCCGUCCAAGGCGCCGAGCUCGCGGCCGGGCCGGCGGCUUAGACGUCUGCACGGUCCCGGGAGGGGCGGCCCUGCAGGGCUCUGGGGACUGGGCCCCGGGCCCCGGGGAGCGCGCGGGGCGGCGGGGCGGGGUGGGAGCGAGGGCUGCUCCUCCAGCCCCUUCCGCCGCGCCUCCUUUCUGCUCUCCCGCUCCCUCUUCCCGUCCCAGCCGGGGGAGGCGCCGAGCUUGGCCUCUCACCCCCUCCGUGGCCGAGCCAUGAGGUAGCCGCCCAUGCCGCUUCCUGCCCUCCCGCACCCUCCCCGUCCGACCCCGCGUCCCGUCCCCGGACCUGGAGGGAGGCCGCGGUCCGCGGGGCGGCUGCCCGGUUCCGACCCCACCCGGACCCCGGGGCGGCCCGCAGAGCCCGGAGCCGAGCCGGGCGCGCCCCGAGAGCCGAGGCCUGCGGGCCGCACUCCCGGAGCCCCGGGCCGGAGCCCGUGCGCCCUGCUCUCCGCCACGGGCCCGGGAGGGAGAGGGGGCGAGAGGAGGGCCUGGUCUCCCCGGGGAUGGAGGGGAUGGAGGCGGCGGCCAGACCUGCCGGCGGCAGCCUUCACGUCUCAGGGUUGGGGUUAGACGAGCACAGCGCUCCAGAGGCCCCGAGCCGCACAAAUCGGUACCCACUGUUCCCCCGAGGAAAGUCUCAUCCAUCCUAACAGGUCUCUAGAGAGGGGUGAUCUCUGGAAUGCUGUUCAAGACUUUACCUGAAAGCUCUUGUAAUGUGACGGAAAUUGCACCCAUACCCUUCAAAUCCCCUGCUUCCUGGAUCGAACCUUAGAAGAGAGGACUCAGUGGCUGGGCUGUGACGACAGAGUUCGUCAAUUCUAAAUGAACUGGUAGAGAGACUGAUCCCGUCCUCCCGAAGACAGGCCUUAAAUGUCACAGGCUUAAAACUGAGAGAACCCCAGAUAGGGAGCAGAACGGCCAGCUCCAUGGAGGUGACCUCAGCUGUGGAGAGAAGUGGCCCCGAGCCACAGCCAGAGAAUGGACACCUCCCAAGACCCUGGCCAUGCCCUCAAGAAGAUGGAACACCCAGCCCGAAGGCCACCCAGCCUCCUGGGGCAUGGGGGAUACAGCUCCAGGGGCCCUCCGUGCUGGAGUCCAAGGUGAGGGCCUUGAAGGAGAGGAUGACAGCGGGCAGACAGGGGGCAGGCCCCAGCCUCACUUCCCAUCAGCGGCUGGCCCUCAAGAAACCCAAGUGCAGACGAGUCAAGGUGGGUGGGACCAAGCCUCCGUCAGAGGGGCCUUCCCCACCCGAGGCUGUGGUGGUCCAUCACACGCAGAAGCCAAACGACAGGCCGCUGGACCGCAGUGUCCCCGAGGAGGAGCCCGCCAGGAACGAGGACCCCAGGCCUCCCAGGUCGCCUGCUCCCGGACUCAAGUGCUGGAACAGGAGGAGCCCGUGGCCUCCAGAGGCUGUUCAAACACGGCCUGAGCACGACAGAGCUCUGCCGGCCGGGCCCAGCUCUCUGCAAGAGGGCCCCAUCCACAGGGUCACUCCCGGCCGGCCGGGGGGCUCUCGUCCUUGUAACAAAACCACCCACGUGCUCACCCUGCGGAAAGGAAGGUCACACCCCCAGCAGGAUGGUCUCGGCACCCGGAGAGACCCAGACAGCUUGUCUCCGACCUCCGAGGAGAACUUCAUCCCCAGGCCAGCUCUCCUGGGGGAGCUCUGGAAAACCGGGGACCUGGGUGCGCUGGGCACUGGGGGCAGCACCUUGUCCCUGUCUGACCGCGUGGAGAGGAACCGCCUUCUGCUGCAGGAGAUGCUAAGUGUUGGGGGGCAGGGCCCCUCCAAGGUGGGAGUCCCAGGCUGGACUUCAUGCUGGGAUAGAGCUGUGCCAGAGCGACGAGCCGGCGACAUGGACUGGGACUCGGGCAUCUCCCUUCAGGACUCGGGCAUCUCCCUUCAGGACUCGGACCAGAGCAGGACCUUCGGUCCCAAGCCGCAGCCCGUGCUGAGCCCCAGGCAUGAAGAAGCCAAGCAUCUGCUGCAGAGAGCCCGCAUGAAGGCCAGGACCCGGCCUGUCCGUGCCAGCCACGACAUCGUGCCCACCCUUGCCCUGUGCAGCCGAGAUGGGCGGAAAAGCCCAGCCCUGGACCCGAGGAUGACCAUUGCCUGCCGAGACAACCUCCAGAAUGGGAACACGAGCGACUCCUCCAGCGGGGAGUCCAGCAGCGGGCAGUGGCCGAAGCGGGGCACCUCCCCGUCCCACGUCCGCUUUGAGGAUGAGUCUGCCCGGGACGCUGAGUCCCGCUACCUGGAGCGGCUGCAGCAACGUCAGCGGCAGGUGCUCAGCAUGGCGGACCAGGGCCCCCUGCGCUCCAAGCCCGACCUCGCGGACUACAUCCAGGCGGGCUGCCGGCGCCGGGACGCGGGCGCGGGCGCUCUGCACCCUUUGCUGGGUGGGCUGCAGCCCGGGGGCCUCUCGGCGCCGCCGCCCGCUGGGGGCAGCGAGAGGAGGUGCCGAGCCUGUGGCCACUGCAUCGCCCCCGACCCGAGGGUCCUCCGGGAGCGCGACCCCGCCUGCGGGAGGGAGGGGGCGUCGGCGCAGCCCCUCAGCUCUCAGGGCCUGAGCGUCCCGCUCCGGCUCCUCUCCGCCGGCGAGCCCCGGCUCCACACCGAGUGGAUCCGGGAGACGCACAUCGGGGAGCAGGCGCUUCCAGAGGAGGCGGACUCGGCCCUGGACAGCACCGACACCUCCGACAGCUGCCGGACCGACAGUGAGGAGGCCGGGACCUCUCAGCCCAGCAAGACCCGCCUGCGGGCCUCCAGGCCUCGGGGAGGCCACAGGUGGUUGCGCAAGGCUGAGAUGGAGCCGCCCGGGAGCCCUCAGGCCUCACACGACCUGCCUGGGCUGGAGCUCCUGGAGGUGUCAGAUGAGGUGACAGAAGGCGCGGGCCAGACGACGGCAGGGGCUCUGCUCCCCAGAGAAGAUGCUUUGUCUAAGCCUCCUGUCCAGGACUUGAAGAGGGCUUUCCCCGGGUCCCCGUGGCAGUCUGGACCAGGGCUGGAAAAUCACUGGGCUCACCCCAGGGAUUUUCGGACAGCCUAUACCAUUGCCUCUCCCAUGAAGCUGGGGUCCUCGGGGCCAGGCAGACAAGGCCCGGUUAUAGAAAGCCAGGAGUCUCUGGGAACUGACUGCCCGCAACAGAGCCGCACAGAGCUCUCUGCCCACCACCAGGCCCGACAGCCGACUGCUUCCCUCUGCCCUGACAGCUGGGUGCCAACCCCUCCCUCUUCAAAGAAAACCACCUCACCCGUGUCUCACAGGAAGGCAGCCCUGGCUGGGUUUCGCAGGCUGGGCAACCAGGGAGGGCCCAUGGACAGCCCCCUGCCUGCUUCCAGAAGCGCAGUUCCCAGGACCUGUGAGCUCACCUCGCCACAGCCACAGCCCCACAGUCCCCACAGCAGGCACCCCCUGCGGGCCCUGUCCACCAACAACUGCAACAGCAGCAUGCCCCAGGGGCUGCAGGAGCCCUGGGAAGGAGCCAUCCUCGUGGGGGAGACAGGUGCCCGAAGCCAGGAGCCCGCAGCACCGCUGGAGGACCGCAGAGAUGCAGCUGUUGGCACCAUCAGCUCCGUGGGCAUCACCUUCUCCCCGGCCUCAGAGGAGCCCAAGUCCAGCCAGGAAGCAGAAGGAGGCCUGCGGAGGACAGAGCCGAGUUCUGUAGGGCACGUGUCAUCCCGUGCCUUGUCUGGGGUCAAUGUGGGCCCCAGCCUGCCUUCCGCCGCUGCUUCUGACAAGAACAAGAAAAGCAGCGGAGGCAUCGCCUCUGCCCUGGGGCUGAAGAAGUUCUUCUCGGCGCUGAGUCAGGGCACGCGGCCCAAGAUGGGCAAGUCCCGCAGCUAUAGCAUGGAUCAGCUGCAGCCCCCGGCGCCUGGCCCGGCUUCACACACUGGCACCCCCAAAGUGAAGAGAGCCCCGUCCUUACAAUCCCUGCAUCUGGUGUCACCCUCUCACCAACAUCGGAAAGCCACCUCCUUUCAGAACCUCCAUUCUCUGCUGAGUGGCAAGGUGGACCGGUCCAACCUCUACCUGGUAGGGGAGCCAGGGGAUCACAGCGCAGCUGACAGGCCGGGCAAGGCACCAGCCCGGCGCGCCCUCAGCGUGGAGGACGUGAGUGCGCCCGGCCCCGCGCGCGCCGUGGGCCGCCUGGUGGAGGUGUUCCCCGACGGCACGAGCCAGCUGCAGCUACAGCGCCCCCCGGAGGGCACUUUCGGCUUCAGCGUGGCCUCCGGGGAUGGACGCCGGGACUCAGGGUUCUACGUGCAGGAGAUGGCUGACAAGAACACAGCCAAGCUCUACUCGGGGCUGCUGGGGGUGGGGGAUGAGAUCCUGGAGGUGAACGGGGCCAAGGUUGCAGGGCUGGGCUUGGCUCACGUGAGGGAGCUCCUGGCCCACGCGGAGAGCUUGUCGAUCCGGGUGCUGAGGCAGAGGCCUGUCCCACGGUGACGCAGAGGUGCCUUGCCCCUCACUGUUACCACACCCCCCACCCCGCCCCGCCCAAUGGAAACCCCGAACCGCCCCCGGGGUGGCUGGGAAUGUGCUACACAAAGCUGCUUUGUCUACUGAAAAUGAACACGGUGGCGUGCAACCCCUCGGGCCUCAGUCAGGCUUCUGUGACUGACCGUCCUUGCAGAGGGAAGGAGCCUGUUUGUGUGUUUUGUUUAAGGAUGUUAAUUUAUGUAGAAGCAGGGAAGGGAAUGGGUCUCCCGCCCUGAACAGGCCUGAGGUGGAGUCACCGUCUUCUGGCACCUUUGUUGGCAGCAGGAGGAGAGAGAUUCGGUGGGUCCUUCGGAUGGUCCCCAAGCAGCAUCGCCUUACCCCCAGGCCCCGUCGUUCCACACUGUCGGGCUCCCCGAGCUCCUCUCACUCCAGAGCCAAAGAAAGUACUUGGCCAUAUUGGCCUUGAGCCUGCCUUUUUUGGUCUCAUUCCUCCCAGCUCCCAUCUGACGCCUUUGCUCUUUUUCCAAAAAUGGACCAAGUGUCCGGGAGUCACAGCCUUACAGCCAUGGACCAUAUAUCCCAAACCAAAAGUUGGCAACGUGUCUGGUGUGAGAACAGCUGAGAGAUGUUAUCUGGUAGUCAGAAUAUUAAGGAUUUCUGGGAAAUCUUUAUGAUAUACGAGGUUGAAGGAACAAAAUGAAACCGAGACCAACUUCAGGGAAGUGCAGCUGUGGCCAGUGGGACUGGCCAGGGCAGCCCUGCCCCACUCCGCCCUGACCUCUGCUCCCGCCCAGAGGGAGGCUGGAGCCACUGCAGCCUGGCCGUGAGGGGCUCUGUCUUCCUUCUCCUGGGGCCUUGGACAAGGCUGCAGCUGGUGCCAGGCUGUCUCCAGCCACAAGCUCUCAGCCCAGACUCCCUGAGGGCAGCUGUGGGUGGGUCGCUGGCAGGGAGAUGGCAGGGCAUGCGAGCAGAGGGAGGGGCCAUCCCACCUGGCUCUUCCAUGGCCCAAAGUGUUGGGACUCUCUGGAAGUAGUCUUAAAUUAUUAAAAAGCAAAACCGAAACGUC
Messenger RNA from Bubalus bubalis (water buffalo), 5807 nucleotides. RefSeq names its product KIAA1614 ortholog. Lineage: Eukaryota; Metazoa; Chordata; Mammalia; Artiodactyla; Bovidae. Gene Ontology annotation, biological process: regulation of cellular localization; establishment or maintenance of cell polarity; centrosome cycle. Bases 1223 to 4747 code for a protein of 1174 amino acids. The transcript has 11 exons. Gene Ontology annotation, molecular function: protein kinase C binding. Gene Ontology annotation, cellular component: cell cortex; nucleus; apical plasma membrane. The record is from RefSeq and is a predicted model, not a curated record.